Trichoderma harzianum CBS 226.95 is the source of this 659-nucleotide messenger RNA. RefSeq lists its product as hypothetical. The transcript has a single exon. The coding region runs from base 101 to 511 and encodes 136 amino acids. NCBI's taxonomy places the organism in Eukaryota, Fungi, Ascomycota, Sordariomycetes, Hypocreales, Hypocreaceae. The record is from RefSeq and is a predicted model, not a curated record.
CAGCAUUCCAUUUUCUCGUCUUUUUUGCUCCACCCCUCCCCCCUUCUCCGCCACACCCUCAACACCUUGUCACAGAUCUCGAGAUGCCUUAGUGCUACUCAUGCUCUUCCAGGUAUUUGUUUCGAAGCAACUCGCAAAGGAGAAGAAAGAAAAAAAAAAACGCCACCUAUUACCACUUGCAUGUGCGCUUGCUCUCCUUCUCUUUCUUUCCGUUUCUGAUCUCCUUCCUUGCUUCUCUUAUCUCUUCCUUUCUGCCUUCCACCUCUUCAAUUUUCCCUUAUAUGUGCUAUUUUUUUACAAGUUUUUUUUUCUUCUUCUUCUUCACUUCUCUCGGUAUCCCGGAGUUUACUGUUUUUGCCUUGCUACCGGCAUCGUCCGCAAUCGCAUGGCUUUGUUCGGCCCUGAUCUUCGUACAGCUCGACGCUUCAUCCUGGUUCUGCUGCGCCCUCAAGUUACACCGGCCAUGUUCCACUUGCUGCUAUCCCUCUCCUCUUGUCCAGCCGCUACUUGAUGCUUUCGUCCUUUCGGCCAGUCGUGCUAAUACCAUCCUCUUCCCCCUUAGUGGCUGAGCACAGCAGCAGGUGGUAUCAUCUAUCUUCUCUUCCGCCGCACCGCCUGCGGGUUUCGAGGCCGCCGUCCUCCCAGUCCCGUCCCCUCAC